Messenger RNA from Cebus imitator (Panamanian white-faced capuchin), 4816 nucleotides. RefSeq names its product NUAK family kinase 1 (gene NUAK1). The coding region runs from base 1360 to 3363 and encodes 667 amino acids. NCBI's taxonomy places the organism in Eukaryota, Metazoa, Chordata, Mammalia, Primates, Cebidae. Gene Ontology annotation, biological process: intracellular signal transduction; protein phosphorylation; microtubule cytoskeleton organization. The transcript has 7 exons. The record is from RefSeq and is a predicted model, not a curated record. Gene Ontology annotation, cellular component: cytoplasm. Gene Ontology annotation, molecular function: tau-protein kinase activity; protein serine/threonine kinase activity; ATP binding.
AAUCUCCCAAGGUCUAAGGAGGGCAAGAGGCCUGCGAGUCGCCUGCUACUCAGCAAAGGGGUUGCUCAGCAGGCCCGGGGCCCUGGUCCACCCCAGGUGCCUGGUUUGCCCACCUCCGAUGGCGCCCUUCGCUGGCAGGGUGGGCGCCUCUGGCGAACCAGCUCCGUCCCGCUGCCUUUAGAGCCCCACCUCUUCCAGGUCCCGGGCCUUCCACCCCUUGCAGGCGGCUGUCCCCGCUGGGGUCCAGAUGGUGUCGGAGGGCCGGCGGUUCGGCUGCGGGCUCGGGGUUCAGCCUUCCGGCCUCCCUCCGUUCCUGACUCUCCUUUUCUUCGGAGAAGGCGCAGAGGCCAGGACCAAAGCGCCACUCCUGGGGUUCUCCGCGACUCGGAGUUGCCCCAGGAGGGCGCAGCUCUGCCCCGCGGGGUGCAGGCCUCGAUAGGCAGGGGCCUGAGUCACCGCCUGUAACACAACACCAGGUCUCCCCGCCCCCGCCUCCCCCCAGCUCCGGCCGCCAGCCUGCGGCGACACCUACAAGAAAAUGAAGGGGCGCUCGGGCCCGAGGCGCCCCCGGCGGGAUCGCGAACAGGUCCCGGCGGUCCCCAGCUCGCGGCGAUCUCGCUUCCCCGGGCCCGAAGCUCCGCGAGCCGCAAACGCUGCCCCGGCGCGAGCAGGAAUCCAGGUCGAGCGGCCGGAGCUGGAGCCCGAGGAGGCACAGGGCCCGCGGUAGCUGCGGCUGGCGAGCCCGAGAGCGCCCAGGGAGGGGCGCCCGGCUUGGAAUUUCCCGGUCCCCUCGGGCCCAGCGAGGACAAAGCCCCGUGGCCUAGGCCGCGCCGCACAAAGAGCGAGUCGCGACACGCUCCCAUCCCCCUCCCAGCUAGCCAAGGCUCCAGCCCCGGCCCCGGGAGGCGGCAGGGAGGUGGGGGAAGCCCUGGCCGCCGCCCCUCUCUCCCCCUCCCCUGGGGCCUAGCGAGCGCCGCCCCCGCCCCCGCCCAGUCUGCGCGUCCUCUCGGGGAGGGGUUGGGGGGCGCGGCGCCCCACAUAACACUCCCCCUCCUGAGCUGGGAGCCACCCUCUCCCCUCCCUCCUGCAAACACCGCCGCCUCCCCUGCCACCGCCGCCACCUCGCCCGACGCUCCGCAGCUCGUCGCAGCCGGGGGGCGGUGCGCGGACCGUGCGCGCCGCGGGCGCCAGAUGUGCAGUCCCCGCCGCCGCCAGUGACCUAGCCGCAGCCCGAGCGGGAUCGGGCCGCCUCCCUGAUGCCGCGGGGGCGACCUUGAGCUUCCCUCGGUGGGGACCCCCGACACCCGAGCGCUGUGCCCAGUCGUGCACUCUGCAGCCCGGCUUUCCGCGCGCUUGGACAUGGAAGGGGCCGCUGCGCCCGUGGCGGGGGACCGUCCCGAUGCGGGGCCGGGGGCGCUGGGCUCUCCUCGGGAGGCGGUGGCGGGGGCGACUGCAGCCCCCGCGACGGCGGCAGCCCCGGAGCCCAGGAAGCCGCACGGGGUGAAGCGGCAUCAUCACAAGCACAACUUGAAGCACCGCUACGAGCUGCAGGAGACCCUGGGCAAAGGCACCUACGGCAAAGUCAAGAGGGCCACCGAGAGGUUUUCGGGCCGAGUGGUUGCUAUAAAAUCCAUUCGUAAGGACAAAAUUAAGGAUGAACAAGACAUGGUUCACAUCAGACGAGAGAUUGAGAUCAUGUCAUCUCUCAACCAUCCUCAUAUCAUCAGUAUUUAUGAAGUGUUUGAGAACAAAGAUAAGAUUGUGAUCAUCAUGGAAUAUGCAAGCAAAGGGGAGCUGUAUGAUUACAUCAGUGAGCGGCGGCGCCUCAGCGAGAGGGAGACCCGGCACUUCUUCCGGCAGAUCGUCUCGGCCGUGCAUUAUUGUCAUAAGAACGGUGUGGUCCACCGGGACUUGAAGCUGGAAAAUAUACUGCUCGAUGACAACUGCAAUAUUAAGAUUGCUGACUUUGGGCUUUCCAACCUGUACCAGAAGGAUAAGUUCUUGCAAACAUUUUGUGGGAGUCCACUCUAUGCAUCUCCUGAGAUUGUCAAUGGGAGACCUUACCGAGGGCCAGAGGUGGACAGCUGGGCCCUGGGCGUAUUGCUUUACACUCUCGUUUAUGGAACAAUGCCCUUCGAUGGUUUCGAUCACAAAAACCUCAUUCGGCAGAUCAGCAGCGGAGAGUACCGGGAGCCCACGCAGCCCUCAGAUGCUCGAGGACUCAUUCGGUGGAUGCUGAUGGUGAACCCUGAUCGCCGGGCCACUAUUGAGGACAUUGCCAACCACUGGUGGGUGAACUGGGGCUAUAAGAGCAGCGUGUGUGACUGCGAUGCCCUCCAUGACUCUGAGUCCCCGCUCCUGGCUCGGAUCAUUGACUGGCACCACCGUUCCACAGGGCUGCAGGCUGACGCUGAUGCCAAAAUGAAGGGCCUGGCUAAGCCCGCGACAUCUGAGGUCAUGUUAGAGCGGCAGCGGUCGCUGAAGAAAUCCAAGAAAGAGAAUGACUUUGCCCAGUCUGGUCAGGAUGCAGUGCCUGAAAGCCCAUCCAAGUUGAGCUCAAAGAGGCCCAAGGGGAUCCUGAAGAAGCGAAGUAACAGUGAGCAUCGCUCUCACAGCACCGGCUUCAUUGAAGGAGUGGUUGGUCCUACCUUACCCUCUACUUUCAAGAUGGAGCAGGACUUGUGCAGGACUGGUGUGCUCCUCCCAAGCUCACCAGAGGCAGAGGUGCCCGGAAAACUCAGCCCCAAGCAGUCAGCCACAAUGCCCAAGAAAGGCAUCUUGAAAAAGACCCAGCAGAGAGAAUCGGGUUACUACUCUUCUCCAGAGCGCAGCGAGUCUUCGGAGCUAUUGGACAGCAAUGAUGUGAUGGGCAGCAGCAUCCCUUCCCCCAGCCCCCCGGACCCAGCCAGGGUAACCUCCCAUAGUCUCUCCUGCCGGAGGAAGGGAAUCUUGAAACACAGCAGCAAGUACUCAGCGGGUGUCAUGGACCCUGCCCUGGUCAGCCCUGAAAUGCCCACACUGGAAUCCCUGUCGGAGCCUGGCGUCCCUGCCGAGGGCCUCUCCCGGAGCUAUAGCCGUCCUUCCAGUGUCAUCAGCGAUGACAGUGUGCUGUCCAGUGACUCUUUCGACUUGCUGGAUUUGCAGGAGAAUCGCCCUGCCCGCCAGUGCAUCCGCAGCUGCGUCUCUGCAGAAAAUUUCCUCCAGAUCCAGGACUUUGAGGGGCUCCAGAACCGGCCCCGGCCCCAGUACCUGAAGCGGUACCGGAACCGGGGGGCAGACAGCAGCUUCUCCCUCCUCACAGACAUGGAUGAUGUGACUCAGGUCUACAAGCAAGCGCUGGAGAUCUGCAGCAAGCUCAACUAGCACUCCAGGGCGCCGAGGACAGGCAGGGGUACGAGGGAGGAAGGGGAGCAAGAUGGGCUCAUAGGCUGGUUACCUCUUUGCUGGCCAUGACAACAGACUGAAAAAGGAUUGGCACUGUCUCAUUUGGCCAAGUUUGCAGCCUUGAGCCAACACCUAAAGGGGAGAAGUGGGCUCUUCUGCCGGUUCUGCCAACUGUCAGUCAGAAUUUGGGCCCUAUUUGGCAUUUGCUUUAUGGCACCUCCUAGAGGACCAGUUGUCCAGGGGAGGUGGUGUUGACCGGCUUAGUGGGUGGAGUGGAAGCACAUGGGGAGGGAGGAUUUCCUUAGAAGUUAUCCAAAUGCUUCUGAGGAGGGGCAGGAGACACUUGGGCUGUCUGCUUUGGGUGAGCCCAAAGAACUUGCCCCUUUUCUCCUUGCAUUAGCAAGCUAGGUCUGACUGCAUGGAGCUGGCAAGUAGAUUUCAGCAACUUGAGCUUGAGGUGAUGAUCAAUUAAUAAUGGCUGCCAGUUGUGCUGGCGUGAGUGGCCAACACCACGGGGAGGGAGUGCUGUGAUUGACUAGUCAUGGCUACCAUGGACAAGGGAAGGGCAGCAGUAGCACUAAUGCUAUGUCGCUGUCAUCUUUGAUCUGGCUAAACCCUGGGAAUUGGGUUAAGGCAUUCUGUGGGAUCUGUGUUAACUCCUUUGUGCCACUGGCGAGGCAUUUAUUAAUUUGCUACUCGACUUUGAUGACAGGGCCUUGGUCAGAGAGAGAAUGCUUUGAACUCUGCUAAGGACAUAGAGUCAACCCAUGGUGAUUUAGCUUCUUUCUAUUCACCUCCUCUUUUCUGAUGUCUGCCUUGCUGUAUAGCACAACCUCUUAAGGGUGGACAGGGAAAAAGAUGGUGGUGUCAGAGGUCAAAACUAUUGUAAUGAUAGGGCACAAGAUGGUCUGUGAUCUUUGCACAGAUGAAUGGAAGUUGAUGCACACCAAGGGGCACCUUGUCAUUGUCUUUCUCAGUAUUAACUGGAAUGCUGCCUCUUGGGUUCUCACCUGCAUGGAUGUUUUGAGUUGGACGUGAUACUGUCUACAGUCUCCAGAGGAUAACCUGAAUCAACUAUUGGCUCUGUUCACCAAAGACAAAUGGUUUCCCCAUCCACUGAGUGUAGCAUCUUCAGAGGUAGACGAGUUUGCUUCUAGGGAGUUAGCGUGUAGGCGGGUUAUUGGGAUGAGAAAAGGAAAAUCAGGUAGAAGGUGCUUCCCCCCCAAAUCUAAGUAUUCUGUCAUGGUUUUAAACUUUGACAUGAACUCCUGGCUUUGGGGGAAAAGAAAGUUCCAUUUAUUUAAAUGAAAAAGGUAUUGAAAGAGUGCAGGGGGUUGGGAGGAAGCAUGUCAGAGAGAGAACAUUUUCCUAGAUGUCACCCAGAUGGUUCUGGAGGAGGCAGAAAAGAGGUGCGGCAGGACUCUUAAAGAGU